This is a messenger RNA of Amoebophrya sp. A25, 4183 nucleotides long. Lineage: Eukaryota; Dinophyceae; Syndiniales; Amoebophryaceae. The record is from the annotation of a GenBank genome assembly.
AUGGUUGCUUAUGAGAAAUCAUGAUGUAGUUGUCAGACCAGCAGUCCGUCGUGCAUAUGAUCUAGAUCAGCAGGAGCGAGAUGUAAGUCUGCUCGAGUACUAUCAUAGUUGUACUUACAACCUCGUCUAACUCUUUCCCGGUGCACAGACAAACCUGAUUCCUGGUGGACCGAGCAACGCUGUAUUUGCAGCUGGUGCUAACACUGCUGUGGCUGCUAACAACAUGUCAGCUACUAACAUUAUGACUAGAUCAUGAUGAUUUUAUUUAUAAGUCUAGGUAACAAACUUUGACUAGUACUGACUAGAUGAUGAUGAUGAUGAUGAUGAUGAUGAUGAUUUUAAGUAAGUAAGAACAAACUUCGAGAAGAUAGAUGUUCAUCUUGUUGUCUCACUGGAUUUUCGAAGCGCCAGAACAACAUAAUUGAUGGCGUUGAACUUGAAUUCCACCUUCCUCUCUCCACGAAUCCUCUUUCAUAAACCUGUUCAAUCCGCUGAGCGCUGGUGGUCAAGCGCAGCUGAAUGGCAUGGCUGCUGGGGCUCAACUGAAUCCGCAAUGUUAUGGAUCACAUUGUACAACAACGCGUGUUAGAUUCAAAAAAAGAAUGUCUACAUGAGAAUGUGGGCCCACUCAAAUAACAGCCUAACUACUCCUAAAUGUUAAUCACAAAUAGACUCUUCAAGUACUCCAUGGACGUGGACCACUAGCUACAACAAGAAACACAUCAUGCUGCCAGGGAAACCCUGCACAGUGUCUAACCUCACCUUGCCGGUUUGAACCCUUUUGCUGUUAACCCGUUCUCCCCGUCCGCUACGGGUCUCAACCCCUUCGCCUCCGGCCUUAACCCCUUUGCUGCUAUGCCGGGAAUGCCCUACGGUGCUCAACCUGGAAUGCCAGGUACUCGUAUUUCACUGACUUGAAUAAAUAAGCUGCGAGUUUUACUGUAAAAAAUAAACUACAAGGGGUCCUUUUUUAGUUUUCGUUUUUAAGGCAGAAACCAAGACGGCAAACUCUUUUAGGUGGAUUUUUUGUUUCCGCUAGAGGUGUAGACGGCGGAGUUUUUGUACUAUUCUUUUUCUCCUUUUCCGCAAGGAUCUAGUAAUUUGGAGUUGUAGUACUUGUACUUGUACUUCCUUCGUCCACCACUACGCAGAAUAAAGAAUUACGAGGCAACAAAAAAGCAAUUUAACAAGAAUUACGAGGCAACAAAAAAGCAAUUUAACAAAUAGACCAAGAAAACCGUCCUUCUCUCACAACAACACACAGAGGGCGCAGCGUAUGACUUCUUUGGUAUGGGCGGAGACUAUCUGUUGCCAGGUGCGGAACUGGAGAAGACAGCCUAAAGGAAGUGUUGGGGAUGCCAAUAAUCCUUGUGCGAAGGAAAUAAGAUAUAAUAAUACAGAGGUCAGUCACAACUGUCUCCUCCUCCUGAUAACACUGGCUGAGUGCUUCUAGGCCUCCUCCUGAUAACACUGGUCGUUAGGUGCUUCUAGGUGGUAGGUAGAUAAUAUUAUACAUAGAUAUAGUUUUGUACUUCUGUGCAAGAAUCUGGAAAACCUGCUAAUUAAGUACUACAACUGCUAGUUGAUUUUUCGAUGAUGAACUAGUGGAAAUAAUUAUUCUUUUCCUCUUUUUUUACAUCAUUUACAACGAACAACAAAAUAUUUGAAAUUUAGAAGUAGUACUAGACAAAGAACUAAGUGCGAAUUUAGAUUUCUAAAAUGAAAUAUGUCCACCUCAGCUCAUCUCCGUUGAUAGAGCAAGUACAGAUACGAUUGCCAAAAAUUGAAUGCUUACUCCGGUUUUCUAGCUAGAAACUAAAUUUGAACAAUUUGAAGACCAAGAAUCACAAUACGCUAUUAUAACCUCAGCUUGAUGAUGUUCACCUACCUGAAUCUGGAGUACUCAUGAACUAUUGCUACACACGACUGCCAUUGACCUGUCUAAUUGUGCCUGCCUUGUUCUUCUUACAGUAGUACAUAGAUAGUAACCCAUUGCCCUCCUUCGAUUCACUGAAAUCACCGCCCCUCUUCCAGUACAUACAACUAAACCACGUAAAACUACAUCAGACCUACCAGACACCCACGCCCUUUGCCAACCUUCUUGCCUUUUUUCGCCUACUGCUGACAAUCCCAUAGCUACGCAUAACUCAGAGACAGACUAAUGCCUACCUGUUGUUGGCUAUUGCUCUCAUACUAGCAAUAGCUUGACAAUAGUCGACCUAAAAAACUUGAAACUUGAAACCUAGCUGGAGAGGCUCGAAUAGGUUCAAGGCGAGGGCAAUCAGUGGGUCCGCCUCCUAGCCGCGCCUUCCGCCCGGACUGUGAUGCCGAACAGAUCUGUACGCCACUCCUCGUGACGUCGGCGCGCCUGCUAUCAUAAGAGUUGGACGGUUGGCGGCCGGUGGAGGUUUCUAUGACACAACUAAUCCCCUCCUUUGCCCCAAGGUUUGAUCCGAUUAAAGUCGGCGGGUUCGUAGGCAAUUAGUGCACCGUAGUAGAAGGAGGCUAAUGGACUCCACCCGUCGCCGGCAGGCACGCCGGAUAUCGCUGGGAUCACCCUUCCGGCGGUAUUAGCCUACAAAAAAAAAGAUCGAGACCCUUGGGCUUGAACUUGAACUACUGCUAAGUGCCCUUCUUGACCUUCGAAUUAUAAGUACUUUUAGUUGUUACAGCGUUGACGGAGCAACCAAAGAUGAGGCCUCUUAAUGAUUCUUUUAAUGUAGUGUAGUUUCUUUUCUCGGACUUUUCAUACGACCAACCGACGACGACGUAUGAACGUACAGUAUCAGACAGUCCCACUUCUAUUGAACCACGCAAUGAAUUCCAAUGUCGUUGGUCGUUGUAUUCAUCGUCGUCUUUCUUAAUGUAAUCAUUUUUCAUCUUAAUUUCUCGUGGUUCUACCUGUUUUCAUCUCAUCCGCUUGUUCGUCGUAGUAUCAACAAAUGAUCCAGUAGUUGUUGUUCGAGGUUGUGUAAGUACGUUUUGUUCUGCUUGGGGGGGAUUUUUUUUUUCUAUCAAAGAAAAAGUACUUCGGAGGUUCCACAAAAAAAAGCCGUCAAUGUUAUGUUGUUCUCGUUCUUGUGCUUGCACAUGCACGUAGAACGACCGCAGCUCCAAAUGAUUACUUAUGACUGUUGUUCAAUCGAUAGUCAAAAUUUUUCAGCACUAUUGACUUGUACCCAGGUGUAAAACGAUGACAUUCAAAACCACUAUGAGUGACAACAAGAAGACGCAACGUAAAAAAUUAUUCCGUCUUCUCUCUUAUUCUUGUCAUUACUCAUCCCAUGUCAGAGCGCCAUUUUUGACGAUGCUUUCACAGCAAGUGAAAAUGUUCGUUCUUCCACUCCUACUAAUACCAUUAAUGGUGUAAUCACGCUUCACCUCUUCAUCGAAACUUCUCUUUGUCAGUUCUUGAUAUGAUCUAUGAACAAAAGAAGUCAGAGCCUUGAUAUCUUGAUUGCUUCACCGCCCUAUUGUUGUCACUUUGUUGUUUGUAUCAUUUGUUAUUGAACGAUUUCGACUGCGUCUUGAAGAUGCCUUAAAGUUGAAGGUUAGAAUGAUUCCUUGUUAGUCAGACAGAUGAACAAAUUCUGAAUGUUGGUUUUGCUUUGAUGUUGGGUGUCAAUGAACUACUUACAACUAUGUACUAGAAAGACCUACGUACGAUCUACUUACUUUUUAUGAACAACUACAUCAUCACAACGUCUAUGAGUUCGUCUUUGAUUGGAGGGUAGGGUAAGUGUAGAUAUUGAACCAACUGUUUAGAGAUUGAUGUAAAUACUUCUUCGAACUAAUCUUGGUUGUACUUGUUGAUAACCUACUAAAAAUCUCUCAUCACGACCAUCAUUUCGAACAAAAUGAUCUCGUUCGCCCUGUAAAUACUCGUACCCGUUCGUUGUCAUUAUAUUUGUUGAAAUGAUUUCCUUUCUUCACAAGACCACUCAAAGUACAAUAGAGACCUACUCAGCGAGCUAGAAGAAGAACUUUGCAAGAAUUCUGAACUCUCUUGCAGAUUCCUUGUUCAACAAGUUUGUAAAAAAAAUGCUCGUUUACAGAAGCUGUUCAGAUGCCUUGAAUCUUAAAUGUAACACGUCUUUGUAAUACCUACCGCGAAUAGAUUUCCUUUUUUACAAUACACUAUGUACUAUUACUCUCAGCUGCACCACAAUGCCCAAGAAUGGAU